GUCUCAAAUCUUUUCUUUCAUCUUCCAAUCGUAUAAUCAAAAACAAUGCUCUUACGAAGCGCGUCGACACCACUUCUCAACUCGUUAGUUCAUGUCUCAACUCCAAAGGAAUCACCACAAAUCGAGACCGUUGAAUCUGUUCACCAGAUCCAACGGCUCAGAUCUCUUACUCUCUCUUCACCUUCCUCUUGCUGUUACAGCCCCAUGUCUAUACACUCUAGCGACGAAUCUUCAAGGAGGAUGAAAAGAACUGCGUCAGAGAGUGAUCUACGAACGAAGAAGCCGCCAACGAGUAAGUUCUUGAGCGGUGCUGCUCUGAUGGAAGACGUGGAAGAAGGAAUAGGGUUCGGGCUUAUACGCACGUCUUCUUACGAUGGUGGUUUCGCGUUUAGUGGCGGUGGCGGCGGGUUUUUUAACGGCGGAGGAAAGGGAAAGAGCGGUGAUGGAGAGAACGAUAGUACAGAUGUUCAUUAUCGUAGGAUGAUUGAAGCGAAUCCUGGAAACGGGAUGUUUCUUGGGAAUUACGCUAAGUUCUUGAAAGAGGUUCGAAAAGAUUACUUGAAAGCAGAGGAGUAUUGCGGGAGAGCUAUUUUAGUGAACCCUAACGAUGGAAAUGUUCUGGCGAUGUACGCGGAGUUGGUUUGGAUGAUUCAUAAGGAUUCAUCUCGUGCUGAGUCUUACUUUAAUCGAGCUGUUGCGGUUUCUCCUGAUGACUGUUAUGUGCAAGCUUCAUAUGCAAGGUUUCUUUGGGAUGCUGACGAGGAGGAGAAGGAAGAGAUACAUGAAGUAGAAGAAGAAGAACUUGUGGCUCAAGCUUCUCGGAUGAGUUUCUUCACCGGUCUUUCUCCAAUUACGGCCAUGUCUUAAGACGUGGUGUCGCGGCAUAUAGAUUUUAGAUAAAUGUGUUAUAUGACGGACGUCUAUGAUUCUAUCUAACCCUUUUGUUUAAUAUGAAUUCUUUAUUAGUUGCUUUGCUUAUAUGUAUGUUUUCUCUAUAGAAGGAUCUUGAAGAUAUCAGAGUAUAUCAUAAUUAUGAUAAAUAUAUUAUGUAGUUAUUAUUUAGAUUUUCAUAUAUUUGUAUUUAUCAUAGAUUAGGAAAUCAUAGUAGUAUAUAAACAUGUGUAACAUAAAGCUAAGUGUUAUGAGAGUCAAUAUACCAUUCUUCCAAUCUUCUACUCUCAUCAUUCUCAAU
This is a messenger RNA of Eruca vesicaria subsp. sativa (arugula), 1192 nucleotides long. Lineage: Eukaryota; Viridiplantae; Streptophyta; Magnoliopsida; Brassicales; Brassicaceae. The record is from the annotation of a GenBank genome assembly.